UUUGCAAAUGAAUUGUAUAUUGUUAGCUCAAUUGAAUAUUGAUAAAUCUAUUGACUCAAUUGAAUUUUGUACUUUAAAAGGGUUUGAAAAUGUUAUUGCUAUUGGAACCUAUAAAUUAGAUGAUCAACCCACAUCCAUUAAUCAAACUCGCCAAGGAGGAUUUCAUAUAUGUAAUUAUGAUUCUGAUCAUCAAAAAAUAUGCACAUUAGCUAUAUAUGAAGGAAGUGGUAUAUUAGAUCUCAAAUGGAUUGAUUGCAAUGAAGGAAUUUUAGCAUGUGCUCAUUCAGAUGGUAUUAUUAGUUUGAAUGAGGUAAAUUUAGAUAAAAAAGUUGAGAUUAUUAGUCAUAAUUAUCUCAUAAAUGAAGAGUGUUUAGUAUUAGCUAUAUCUUUAGGGUCCAAAUCAAAGAAAUUAGUAGCAUCAAGUUCUAAUGGAAAUAUAAUAUUUUGUGAUUUACAUGUUAAUAAUUCAACCAAAAUAAAACCAACUGAUAAAUGGCAGGGUCAUGAUUAUGAAGCUUGGACUGUUAGUUUUGACAUUUUGGAUUCUAAUAAAGUAUUUUCUGGUGGUGAUGAUUGUAAAUUAAAAAUAUGGGACAUACGAAAUAACAAGUCUAAACCUUUGUUUGAAUCUAGAUACCAUACAAUGGGGGUCUGUGCAAUUCAAAGUAGCUCAUACACACCUUUCAUUUACUCUUCUGGAAGUUUUGAUCAGCAAUUUUGUAUUUGGGAUCAAAGAAAUAAUAAAAGUCCUAUAUCUUCAUUAAAAUUAGAUAGUGGAAUAUGGAGGAUUAAAUGGAGAAGGAUUAUUGAUAGUAAUAAAAAUCGAAGAGAUCUUAUAUUACUUGCUUGCACACAUGCUGGCUCUUAUAUAUUAGAAUAUUCUCAAAAUAGUGAUUUAAAAAUUUUAGCUCAUUACGAUAAACACAAAUCACUGACAUACGGAGUCGAUUGGCUUAGAUGGGAGGAAUCCAAAGAAAACGAUUCAUUUAUAAUGGCAACAUCAUCUUUUUACGAGAAUGAUUUCCAUUUAUUGCGCGUCACAUUGUGAAUUAUUUUAUUAUACCUCUUAUAAAAACGAUAAAUAUAUUUAUAAAUAAUUUUA
This is a messenger RNA of Gordionus sp. m RMFG-2023, 1102 nucleotides long. RefSeq names its product diphthine methyltransferase-like. Gene Ontology annotation, molecular function: diphthine methylesterase activity; protein binding. Bases 8 to 1048 code for a protein of 346 amino acids. The record is from RefSeq and is a predicted model, not a curated record. Gene Ontology annotation, biological process: protein histidyl modification to diphthamide. Gene Ontology annotation, cellular component: cytoplasm. The transcript is spliced from 7 exons. Lineage: Eukaryota; Metazoa; Nematomorpha; Gordioida; Chordodea; Parachordodidae.